Messenger RNA from Pelagomonas calceolata, 750 nucleotides. The record is from the annotation of a GenBank genome assembly. Lineage: Eukaryota; Pelagophyceae; Pelagomonadales; Pelagomonadaceae.
GCGCGCCGCGCACAAGUCCGCUGCAGACAUCUUCGAGCUUCGCCUCUGUUAAGGGCCAAAAGCGCCGCGUCGCGAGCGGAGGGCUGCCGCGCCGCGAUGGCGCGCUACUACGGCGCGGCCCUGGCGGCGCUGGCCGUCGCCGGCGCCCAGGACGUCUCCCGGGAGUGCAAGAUGAAAUGUAACGAGGCGCUGGGCAACCUGCCGCAGGCCCUGGACUGCCGCGACUGGCGCAUGAUGCUGCCCCGGCCCAAGGUCGGAAAGGCGUGCACGCAGGCGUACGACGACGCCGCCUUCGCGGUCUGCACGGCGCGGUGCGAGGGCCGCGAGCCGCCGCGCAAGGAGGCGUUGACGGGCAACUUCUGCCGCGAGUACACCGCCAAGACGCCGAAGCCCACGAUGGGCAAGAGCUGCCGGAGCGGCUACGCCAAGGGCUUCGACAAGGGGCUCUUAAUUGACGUGGGCCGGAGCGCGCCGGAGCCGGCCAAGCCGGAACCGAAGCGCGCGCCGGAGCCCGAGCCCGAGCCCGAGCCGGAAAAGCGGGAGGCGCCGCCGUCGCCGGAGCCCGCGAGCACCGAGCCCAAGCUGCUCGUUUCGCUGCCUGUUACGGUUGACGACCAGGAGAUUUACCUCCAGGUCUUCGAGGGCGAGGACCACAUGAAGAAGAUCGAGGCCUUCUGCAUGCAGUACAUGGCCGACAGCUCGAGCUCGUGCGUGACGCAGCUCACGCCCCACGUCGAGAAGAAGCUCUAG